This is a messenger RNA of Symbiodinium necroappetens, 660 nucleotides long. The record is from the annotation of a GenBank genome assembly. Lineage: Eukaryota; Dinophyceae; Suessiales; Symbiodiniaceae.
AUGGCAGGGCUUGCUGAAAGCAAGUUGUGUGACACGUGCCAGGAGGAGCCUGCGUCGGCUGUGCUGGCCUUUGAGGGUGGUGUUCGGUUGCCUCAGUCCCGCAUGACCCAGAUUGCGCAAUCUUUCCCUUCGGCGCUUCUGGUAUGUCCCCCAGUCGAAGAAAUCUUGCAUCACGGGUGCAUUUCAUCUUGCUUGGAUCUCUUCGUUUGGAGAGCACUCCAGACCAGAAAAUGCCGGUGCCUGCAACAGGGGAAGUUUAGUCUCACUUCUCUUGAUAUUGUUCUAGUAGGUCAGAGUUUCGGGUUUGCAAUAGCACGCUGCUUGGCUUUCCGCUUGUGCACCAAUGGCUUUGGUGUUCGGGGCCUCGUGGCAUUGGACUGCCGUUGCAUCGAGCGGACCGUGCUUUCAACUGCAUACGUGAUUCCGCGACAGUUGAGACAAGGUUUGGCUCCCCUAAACUUUCGGUGCAUGGACGAGGCGGUCCACGUUGUAGCACCACAGGUCCCGCGCAUGACGUUGACGGCACGCCACUUCUGCAGUCUUGCCAUGCUGUCUCCGGAGAUGACCCUAGCGUCCGCCACUGCGGCUGCGUCCUGUGUCUUGGACGGAGACCACUGGGAUGUGCCCGUGUCUCAUGCCUGGGACAUUGUCGGAACCUAG